AUGCGUUCUUUUUCAUGGUUACGUCUUUUCUUUCUUUCACGUCAUAGAAAUCAGCUAUGGCGUUUUAUUCCAUUGUUCAAUAAACGUACUACGUUUCUAACUCAAAUUCAACGUCGCAUUCCUCUUUCAACUUUACCAUUAUGGUUAAUGGUUCGUGCAACAACUCAAAUUGAAGAUUCUAAUGAAUCAAAUCGACCAAAAAAUCUUGCAAAUAUUGUUGAACAAUUAGAUACAAUGUUUGAUAAAGAAGAAUUUCAAAAAGCAUAUGAAUAUAUUGAAAAAAAUAAAACAAAUGAAUUAUUUCAAAGUCAUUAUAUUCAAUGGCGUAUAGCUCGAAUUUUUUAUAAACUUUCAUUAAUAACACAAGAUAAAAAAUUAAAAAGAAAAUUAGUUGAAGAAGGUUUUGAACAAGUUAAAUUAGCUCUUAUUCAUGGAAAUCAUAUUUAUUCUGUUCAUAAAUGGUAUGGGAUUUUACUUAAUGAAAAAAGUCAAUAUACAAGUACAGAUGAACAAAUUCGUAAUGCAUAUGAAGUACUUGAUCAUUUUGAAGAAGCUGUUCGUUUAAAUCCACAAGAUCCAACAUCAUAUUAUCUUUUAGGUUCAUGGUAUUGGGAAAUAGCACAAUUAUCUGGUUGGAAACGACGUAUAGCAAAAUUAAUUUAUGGUGAAUUACCUAAAGGAACAGUUCAUGAUGCUUUAAAAAAAUUUCUUUUAGCUGAAGAAAUUUCACCAAAUUUUUAUAGUAAAAAUUUAUUAAUGAUUAUUAAAUGUUAUAUUGAACUUAAUUCACGUCCAGCUGCAAUGGAAUUUGCAAAAAUAUUAUUAAAUCGUGAAAGAAAAACACAAGAAGAUGAAGAAGUUCAUCAAGAAUUACUUAAAAUUAUUCCACGUAUUGAACGUCUUUUACCAUUUCCACAACAAGGAAGUUUUAGUAAACAUAUUUAA
Messenger RNA from Rotaria sp. Silwood1, 945 nucleotides. The record is from the annotation of a GenBank genome assembly. NCBI's taxonomy places the organism in Eukaryota, Metazoa, Rotifera, Eurotatoria, Philodinida, Philodinidae.